UAUCGGGCACACGAUUACCACAAACACACCGGUCACAAACACAGGCCAUUUAUAUUACCGCUGUGUGCGUUUCUUUUGCGCACAAGUAAAACCAUGGUAUCACGAUUUCUUGAUGGGUAUAUUCAAAAUGCACAUGAGCUAUAUCACACAGCAUGAAAUAUGCAUGUGCGAGAUGUGGCUAGUAGUAGUAAGAAUAUUAACCCCGUUUACCGAUGAGUGCAUGAUAACCGGCGAUUUUCGGUGAUUUGGCAAUUUGGGUGGAAUUCGUGUUGAUUCACCGAAAAGAGUUAAUCAGUUCCUUAUUAGUAUUAUCAUGUUUGGAGAUUUAUUUGGCGAAGACGAGACAUAUUCUGGCACGAACCAAAAUUCGCCCGAGCGAUUCAGCGGAAAGGAUGGGCCCCAACAACCCCCCUUGCUCCGGGGAAGUACCGGCCUGGCGGGCAUCGCAAACCAGGGUGCAACUUGUUAUUUGAAUUCACUUCUUCAGACAUUGCUCUUCACACCAGAAUUUAGAGAAUCUCUCUUUGCUCUGGGACAAGAUGAACUGGGAAAUAUUGCAGAUAGGGAGAAACCAGGGAGUAAGGUGCGAGUUAUUCCCAUCCAUUUUUUUCAUAAGCAUUUUUAG
Lytechinus variegatus (green sea urchin) is the source of this 625-nucleotide messenger RNA. RefSeq names its product ubiquitin carboxyl-terminal hydrolase 40-like. The record is from RefSeq and is a predicted model, not a curated record. Gene Ontology annotation, biological process: protein deubiquitination. The transcript is spliced from 3 exons. Lineage: Eukaryota; Metazoa; Echinodermata; Echinoidea; Temnopleuroida; Toxopneustidae. Gene Ontology annotation, molecular function: cysteine-type deubiquitinase activity. The coding region runs from base 314 to 625 and encodes 103 amino acids.